Molecule: messenger RNA, 936 nt
Organism: Moneuplotes crassus
Lineage: Eukaryota; Ciliophora; Spirotrichea; Euplotida; Euplotidae
Source: the annotation of a GenBank genome assembly
AUGGAUUUCUUCAAUCUAUUCUGCCUCAGCUGGCUUGACCUAUUGUUCUUCCUUGCUAUUGGAGGAGUUAUUUAUAUGAAGAAAAGAUCAAAUAAAGCUAAAAGAGCCAAGAAUGGAGACUUUAAAGGGAAGAAAAUUCUCAUCACUGGUGGCACUAGUGGGAUUGGAAAAGCACUGGCUGAAAAGUUCUCAAAGCUUGGAGCCAAUGUGAUUAUUACAGGAAGGGAUGACAAGAAGUUGCAGGAGGUUUCUAAGACAAUUGACAAAUGAGAAGGAUAUGUCCUAGAUAUGGAAAAUCCUGAAGAAGUUGAGAAAUGGUGAGAAAAUAACACUAAGAACCUUGGAACUCUUGAUGCAGUCAUUCAUAACGCUGGUCUUUCAAUGAGAGACCUGUUCAUGAAUACAGAGAUUAAGCUAGGCCAGAGGUUGCUCAAUGUUGACUUCCUGUCUAUUUUUGCAAUGAUCCAAGGUCUUAUGGGAAAUAUGAGAACUGACGAGCAAGGUAGUGUGAUCUGUGGAAUUGGAUCCUUAGCUGGGGUCAGUGGAGCAGGUGUUAGGUCGAUGUAUUCAGCAAUUAAGGGAGCAAAUGACGCCUUCUUUAAGUGUCUUGCUUGUGAAAUUAGAGAUAAGAAUAUUCAUUCAAUGAUAGUUCAUCCUGGAUAUAUCCAGACAAAUGUUUCACAGAAUGCGUUAGUUGGAGACGGUCAGAAAUCAUUUGGAAAAACAGACUCCAAUAUUAAAAAUGGACUUCCAGUAGAGGACUGUGUUAACCAAAUUAUUGACAGCAUUGUAUUGAGAAAGACCGAAGUAUGGGUAUGCAAAGGCUUUGGAAUGAAGAUAUUGAUGUUUAUCUCAAAAAUAUUCCCUUCCUUCCUUGAUUAUGGACUCUACAAGAACUUGAACCAACAAUUAUCAGCACUCAAGAAGGCUUCAUAG